ACCACCACCUCCCCGCCGUCUCACUCCCGCUCCAGAACUCCAAAACUGCCGCUCACACCGUCACAAUGUCGAAGAAAGUUUGCCUCGCCUAUUCUGGCGGUCUCGACACCAGCUGUAUCUUGAAAUACCUCAUUGAGCAGGGCUAUGAGGUCGUCGCGUUUAUGGCCGAUGUUGGCCAGGAAGAGGAUUUUGAGGCUGCUAGACAAAAGGCCUUGAAGAUUGGUGCUGUCAAGUGCGAAAUCGUUGAUCUUCGCCGGGAGUUUGUUGAGGAGCUUUGCUUUCCGGCUAUUGCUUGCAAUGCUAUCUAUGAAAACGUCUACCUUCUGGGUACUUCUCUGGCUCGUCCAGUCAUUGCCCGUGCCCAGAUCAACGUUGCCAAGAGGGAGGGCUGCUUCGCUGUUUCCCACGGCUGCACCGGCAAGGGUAAUGACCAGGUCCGUUUCGAACUGGCUUUCUACGCCCUGCAGCCCGAUAUCAAGGUCAUUGCCCCGUGGCGUGAUCCUGUCUUCUACAACCGCUUCCAGGGCCGUAACGACCUGCUCGCCUAUGCUGCGGAGAAGGGCAUCCCCGUGACAUCCACCAAGUCCAAGCCAUGGAGUAUGGACGAGAACCUGGCCCACUGCUCAUACGAGGCCGGUAUCCUGGAAGAUCCCAACACCACUCCCCCCACCGACAUGUGGAAAUUGACUGUCGACCCUCUUGCUGCACCCGAUAAGCCCGAAGACUUUACCAUUCACUUCGAGAAGGGUACUCCUGUAAAGCUUGAGUACACCGAGGGCGGCAACAAGAAGGUUGCCACCGACUCCGUGGACGUGUUCCUUACCGCCAACGCUAUCGCGCGUCGCAACGGUAUUGGCCGUAUCGACAUUGUCGAGAACCGAUUCAUCGGUAUCAAGUCUCGUGGCUGCUACGAGACCCCUGGUCUCACUUGCCUGCGUGCUGCUCACGUUGACCUUGAGGGUCUUGUGUUGGACCGUGAAGUUCGUGCUCUGCGUGACCAAUUCGUCACUGUUAACUACUCCAAGCUCCUGUACAAUGGUCUGUACUUCUCCCCAGAACGCGAGUUCCUUGAAGCCUCCAUCCCUGCUUCCCAGAAGUCCGUCAACGGACAGGUCCGCUGCCGUGCGUACAAGGGCAACUUCAUCGUCCUGGGCCGCUCCUCGGAAACCGAGAAGCUGUACGACAUGACCGAGUCCAGCAUGGACGAGAUCGGUGACUUCUCUCCUGCCGAAACUACCGGAUUCAUCACCGUCUCUGCUAUCCGUCUGAAGAAGUACGGUGAAAUGAAGGCACGAGCUGGCGAGCAGAUGUAAAGUAAAGUAGUAGAAAAGGAAACAACCGACUAUGUCCAUGUAAUUCUGCCUGUGGCGGAGAGAAAUCUCCCCUGGCAAUUUUAUUUUGCUGGUUAUUCAAAAUUGGCCCUUGUCUUAUGUUUAUAUUUUGCUAUAUUCUGUCUGGAAGGUCUAAUGGUGUAACGAAUAUGAAAGCAGUGGAAGGAUACGCAGACGAUUUAUUCUCACUGCUACACUUCGUUGAGGAUACGAACAGGUUCAUGAAAAAGGGCGUGGCAGCUAGCUCCAUGUUUGCUGUUGUCUAUUUCAUAGUCUCAUAAUUGUCUCGACUCAGUAUUGCUGUGAUGAUUGACCAGUUCCUACUACUCCAUACAGUAGUAGUAUAUCAUACCGAAUGGACAUCAGGUGCAAUGAAUGAUACCAAUCAAACACC
Molecule: messenger RNA, 1725 nt
Organism: Monascus purpureus
Lineage: Eukaryota; Fungi; Ascomycota; Eurotiomycetes; Eurotiales; Aspergillaceae
Source: the annotation of a GenBank genome assembly